AUGGCUUGGUCUACCGUCUUUAUCGCCUGGUCUACCUGGACAGCCAUCUUACUGCUAGGGGUCACCGGUGUCCUCAUCCACGAUGUGAUCUUAUGGAAGCGUAUGCCGCCGGGUCCGCAGCCGUUGCCAUUCAUCGGGAACAAACUUGACGUGCCCCAGAAAUACCCCUGGAUCAAGUUCCGAGAAUGGUCGCGCAAGUACGGCCCAAUCUACACGGUCUGGUUCGGCCGGCGACCGACGGUGAUCAUUUCUGACCCCGUUGUCGCGGUGGACUUGCUCGAGAAGCGAUCCCACAAGUACAGCUCGCGACCGAGGUUCGUCGUCAUGGGCGAGAUCUUCUGGGAUAUGUCGAGCAUCCUGGCCCAACCGUACGGCAAAGACUGGUCGGUGCGGAGGAAGGCAUUGCACAGUGUACUCACCCAGCGUGCCCUGCAGCACUACAAGCCUGUGCAGGAAGCAGAGGCAACUCGUCUAUGCCAGCAGCUGCUCCAGCGGGCCGUGCCUGACGACCUCGACGACCUGCUCAAUCGCUACACAGCAUCAAUCGUGUUUACUAUUGCCUAUGGGCAUCGCAUCGACAGCAUGCAGUCGCCCAUUAUCCGCCAACGGAUGAAGAUCAUGCACUGGAACGCCACGGUCAACGUGCCUGGCAGGUAUUUGGCCGAGUCGUUCCCAUUUCUCAAGUAUGUUCCCGACAUGUUCGCCCCGUGGAAGCGUGAAGUCAAGUCAUGGGGGCUGGAGGAGGCUGCCGCCAACGCUCAGCUGCUGGAUUAUGUGCGCGAGGACAUGGAGAACGCCAGGAAGCCCGGGGCUCGCCCCUUGCCAAACAGCCUGGCGAAGCAGCUGCUCGAGGCGCGCGCUGAGAACCCGGCGGCGUUCGCAUUGCUCCGCAAACGUGAUUUUGCCAGCUUGCCGUCUUCAGUGUUCGGUGCAGGGGCCGACACCACGGCAUCCACGCUGUCGUCUGCAAUCCUGGCCAUCGUCACAAACCAAGAAGCCCUCGCUGCUGCGCACGCCGAGCUUGACGCCGUCGUUGGCACGGAUAGGCUGCCCGCAUUCACCGACGAAGCGGCACUGCCUUACAUCCGGGCGCUCUGCAAAGAGGCUCUGCGCUGGCGCCCCGUCGCCGUGCUGGGUGGGACGCCGCACGCCAGCACCGAGGCUGAUGUGUACCAGGGCUACUACAUUCCCAAAGGCACCAACAUCCUGGGAAAUAGCUGGGCCAUCAACCUGCAUGAAGAAUACUACCCGAACCCGGACCGCUUCAACCCUCUGCGAUUUUUGGAUGUCGAUCCGCACGAGCUAGGUUACCUGCCGCCAUCCUACCUGGCCAGUACGCGUGUAGAAACGGGCCGCCCGCACCCCAGCAAGCUCGGCCACAGCAGCUUCGGCUGGGGCCGUCGCAUCUGCCCCGGCGCCGAUCUAGCAUCGAACAACCUGUUCAUUGCGGUCGCCCGCAUGCUGUGGGCCUUCGACAUCAGGCCCAUCAAGGGCGUCGUCUAUGACACCUACAACUACACUGACGGAUUCAACAGUCGUCCGAACCCGUUCGAGUGCGAGAUCAUGGUUCGCAGUCAACGGCAUGAGGAAGUCCUGAGGGCCGCGUUCGUUGAUAGUCAGGACUAUCUGGAGAGUAACUUCCCGCUUUUCAAGGAGCAUGAGAUCGUGGUUUGA
Molecule: messenger RNA, 1674 nt
Organism: Capronia epimyces CBS 606.96
Lineage: Eukaryota; Fungi; Ascomycota; Eurotiomycetes; Chaetothyriales; Herpotrichiellaceae
Exons: 1
Coding region: 1-1674 (557 amino acids)
Molecular function (GO): heme binding; iron ion binding; oxidoreductase activity, acting on paired donors, with incorporation or reduction of molecular oxygen
Source: RefSeq, a predicted model, not a curated record